This is a messenger RNA of Epithele typhae, 3579 nucleotides long. RefSeq lists its product as uncharacterized. The transcript is spliced from 10 exons. The record is from RefSeq and is a predicted model, not a curated record. Bases 1 to 3579 code for a protein of 1192 amino acids. Lineage: Eukaryota; Fungi; Basidiomycota; Agaricomycetes; Polyporales; Epitheliaceae.
AUGGCCGUUGCGACUUCCUACCAAGAGACCUCUUCGGUGACGGCGAUCCUGAUUCUUCGCUUCGCGUUGUGCCGCGGCGUGUUCAAUGCGAAGGCGACGACCGACUUCCGAUGCCAAGCGCGAGGGCUCCGAGCUUCUGCGGACAGAGUUCGAGCGGACGGACGCAAAAACGACCGCGGCCUCGCGCCCGUCUUGACGACGGGGUGGUCGCAGUCCGCGCCGCGCGGGUUCCAACUUCGCUUCCCAUCCUCGUCCCCAUUCGUCCCCGAUCCAGGGCUUCCGGGGGUUCGCACGAGGCGGGCCAAUCCCCCAAGGCCUCAAGGCCUUGAGGCAUCCCGAGUCCCGACUCGCGCCCAGCGGCCGCGCCCCAAGUUCAAGUCCACCAGCGAAACAGCGGCGGAGCGCGCGAAUCGAAGCGCCGCCGCCGUACUUGGAUCUAUAAGUGACGGACGCCCGCGUCCCUCGAUUCGCGCCGCGUGCAUGCGCCGCGAGCCAAGCACGCGUCGGCGGGGGGAGCGGGACCUGCCCCGACGGACUGCGUACUUCAACUUGGCGUUUGAUCGGCGUGCGCCCCGAGGCGGACGUUGCGCGUGUGGACGCUGGACGGCCCUGCGCAUGCACGAGCUGGAGGCGGGGGGAGCGAACGGGCGCCGCGAGGGUCUUCGUCGCGUCGUGCGCGGCCGCGUCGCAUGCACGCACCUUCCCGAGCCAGUUGCAGCUGCAGAGUCCGCCGUCCGGAGCGUGCGGCGCGCGUGCCAAGCCCGUCGCGUGCUGGAUCUCGAUCGGGUUCUGUGCACGCACUCGCCGCUAAGUAGGCUCGAUCCAGCCGCCAUCGUCGCAGGUGGAGGAGGAGGAGACGAUGACGGCGGGAUCGAGCUUAGGCCCAUGGCAUAUGGGUCGGAUGCGCACGAAGCGGGGAAGGUGCGAUCGGCGGGCGCGCUGCGACACCUCGAGCGUGCCUCGACACGUCGGUCGUCGUCGACACCGACGGGAGACGAUCUGCGCAUGACCGUUCGCGCGAUCGACGUCGGGUGCGGGGGAGAGAGGAACGGUUCGGGGACGUGGCGUCUGAGCUUCUGCCACGGACGGGGCUCUAUAGCUCUCUCCGUCGUCCGAGGACAAACGAGCGAAUGCACGGUGCGCGACGGCAAUGAGGAGAGAGAGAGAACGCACGGUGUCGAACGGGGGAGGAGACAAGCGUGUCCUUUGACACGGGCUGAGUCGGGUCUCGAAGUCGUCGGAGACGAUAUCUGGUCGUGGCGGUCAUCAUCGAGCUGGACACUCGGACCGGGCAAGCGGACGAGCCAAUCUCAAACAGUCUCAAACGCCGCAGGGUUCCGCCUCUUGCGUCAGACCGGACGGGCACCGGGACGCAGAACUCGGGCCAGGCAGGACGACUUGCACAUGCACACGAAUCAUCUGGAGCCCCUCGCCCGCCGCCCGGACGCAGAUCCUGCAAGUUCUGCCGGCGCUGGCCAUGCACCGUCGGACGAUCCUCGCGCACGCACCAGUCCGCCGCGGAUCGCCCGUUCGCUGCUCGCGCCUCUCUGUGUGCUUGGAGCUCAGGAGCCGGAGGAGAAACAUGCGCCUCCGUCUAAAGCCGCUCGCGCAAUUUCAGCCAUUCGUGUGGCCCCAAAUAGCGCAACAGGGGCGCCGAGCCAGCCCCGACGCCGAUGGCAGCGAAAGGGACGGAAUGGCGCGAUGGGGCCGCCCAAAGCCCGGCGCGACCUAUCGCAAAAACCACUGCAGAGGGUUGUAAGCACGCGCAGAGGACGCGGCGUGCGUCCGACGCCAACCCGGACGCGCAGUCGACGCAACUCUGAGCCUGAGCUUCUGCUCUAUGUACUUACGAGCUCGACGUCGGCCGACACGGGACGCGGUUUCCGUCGUCAUCGGAGCGUCCUCCUGCCUGCGCACGCCCGAACCUACGACCCCACCCGAGCGCGCUCGUCACCGGCGACUGGCCCGUCGCGCGCACAGGAUUUGCGCGCGACGAGUGGAGCCCGCACCGGCGUCGCACGCACAAUGAACUCGUGGCCGCCGCAGCCGACGAGCCUUUUGACCGCUGCCGGCAGCGAAUUCGGAAUCGCGUGCGGGCACACGACCUCGCGCAUGGCAGUCGGGCGCGCGCGCGUUCCAGUCAACUCCUCGUACGUACGCCCUGUGUCCUCCGAACCACCCCGCCGGGGUCUGCAUAUCCGACAGCCACGCGCAUUGAGCGGCUCCGAGCAUAGCUGGCUGCAGCGACCUGUGCCGUGCGGUCGAUUCGCUCUACAAUGCAUGCCUGGGACCGAGGCCUGGGCAAUAACAGGGAUGGGUGCCCGGCCGACUCGGGAUCCAGAUGUGCCCCGCGAGAUGUCGACAGGGUGUGGCAGGUCUUGGCUCGAGGUCGGGAGCAUGGUUGGAAUGGGAUGGUCGUGGACCCUUGGAUGGAUCUGGGGGAAGCCUGGAGUCAGAGCUACUAGCUAUGAGGGAGGAAUGUGCAACUAUACGAGCCCGCGCUCUGCAUGGCUCGCGAGAUUGAAAGGGGACUUGUGCGCAUGUCGAGAUCUGACGGCGACACGGGCACGCGAGGAUGAUCGGGUGGUGUCCAGCGCAGAUGGGGAUGCGAGAUGUCGCGAGCCGAACCGGCGCCGACGUCCUCGCCCGCCAAACACACCGCGAGCGGGGGCGGUGAAGCCAAGACGGCGCGAGAAGCGUGCGUCGGGGGACGAGAAGCGCGAGCUCGACGAGCGAAGGACCUCGUUGAAGCCCCGGCGAGCCCAACGGCGGCGGCGGCAACGGCACGAUGGGAUCUCGGCUGCUGUCUACUCACCCGCGGUGACCUCAUCGCGAAUUUGCCCGCGUCCGUCGCUCGGAAAGGCACGCGCGCUUCCUGCCGCCCCCUUGGCCAAUCAGCAGGGGCCCGAUUCUGCUCGACGUCGCUUGCUGCGCGUUCACGGUUCGGGGGCAAGCGCAAGUUGGGCAGCGUGCACUCGGCCGGGCGUGGUCCUCCAAGUGUCGAACGCUCGCCUGCAGCGUAUGUCCGCGCACCGCCGGUUCCAUGCGCGGCGUCAUCCGCUCUGCGCGAUUUGCCACGGACGGGGAACGCGAUUGCAGCACGUUGGACGCCGUGCCGUCGCCGUCCCGCAUUCCCCCUGCAGCAGCCUCCCCUCACGCGGAGUCCGAGCGAGCGAAAUCCGCGCUGGCCGAGAGGCCCCUCGCACGGUGCAACGUGUAGGGCGUGUGCGUGCCCCCGGUCGCGUUCCGCGUGAGCCCGGGAUGUAUCGGAAUAGUACGACUGCCAGCCCGAAGCCCUCCGUGUGUGCUGUGGACGCGCGAAGAGGGGUUAUAUUUGUGCGGCCGCGCGCGCGGCGGGAGGCUCAGGGCGCGACGGCUAGUUUGGCGCCCGCGGGAGUUCCGUUCUCGACGGGCGACGACGACGGUGCGAAGCGACAUGUCAGGGACGCGUGGGCUGCGGGGAGGCGCGAGCUCGGGGCUCGGAGGCUGAAAGGAGUUGAGGGCGUACGCAAUGAAAAGGGGAGCCUAGAGUCUGAGGCAUGGAGAGGCGGACGUUGGAAGGCCUCCAGGGGACGAUGA